CAUAUUCUAUACUAUUUCUAUACAUCAUUUCUAUACUAUUCUUACCCUUCCAGAUAUUAUUGGUUAGCAAUGGUGAUUGUUGUGAGAAAAUCGAACGCCAACAUCAAAGGCAAACUGCAGUCUGUAAGAAUUAUUCGCCUGUUGCGUAGGAAUAAGGUACGCAAUGGCAUCGUCAAUAAGAUUCAAAACGAGUUGAAAGAGCAGAUAAAAGAAAGCUUUCUGUCGACAGUUCUUGAGGAGUUCUGCCGCAAUUGUUCACUGCAUGGAUUGGCACAUAUCACAAGGAUGGACAGACGGCCGUAUGAAAGAAUUCUAUGGUUGCUGUUGACCGUGUUUGCAACAAUUGGUACCUGUCGGUUCUCCUAUGACAUUUGGCGCAAAUACCAAUACAAAGAUACGGCGACUGUGGUCGAAACCACUCAGUAUGAAUAUGCGAACGUGGCAUUCCCAUCAGUGACCAUCUGUGACGUCAGCAGAGUCGAUUGGAAAAGAGUAACUGCACUAAAACCAAGUGAUAUUCCUCUUCCAAGUGGCGAAAAAGCUUCUAUGGUAGGUCUGAAAAUACUUUUGGAAGCAUUGGCAGAUAUGACUUUCGGAGAUUUCGAUGUAAUGGACGGAGUUCGCAAAAUGUCAAAGAAGAACUUCAAUGAAAUAAGGAAUGUCAACUUAUCGGAUAUUCUAUUGAAGGUAAUGAGGCCAUGCACAGAAGUUUUUCUGUAUAAAUGCUGGUGGCGUAACCAAGAAUUCAACUGUUGUGAAGUAUUCGAGGUGCAAAAGUCUGAAUUUGGAUUCUGUCAUUCAUUCAACUCUGAUGUAUCUGAAUAUUCACUGAAGUACAGUUGGAACUAUGGUUUGGAUGACGAUCAGCCGUAUUGGGUGCAGCCGGAGGCAUCGGUGCCUGAUAACAGUGACCUCUACAAGAACCUCACUUUCGACUCGGAGGAGGAGAAGGAUGAUGGUGAGGAGGGAGAGAGCACUGAUCACGUGACUAAGGAGUUGCGACCGCGCCGGACGGCGGGAGCCGGGCCCUGGACGGGACUCAGGGUCACUAUCAAAGUGCCCACCAGGGCGGAACUGCCACCCAGCAUUGUCACUCAGCCUGGAAUACUGGUGAUGGUGGGAAACCCGCAGGCCUUCCCGAGUGGAGGCAGCAUGAUGGUGACGUCUGGCACAUUUGCAGGCAUCUCGGUGUGGGGCGACGCCAUCUACACCACGAAGAGGGUGCGCACCAUCCCCCCCUCACUGCGCAAGUGCCUCUACUCGGAUGAGGGCCACAGCCUCGCCAACCACCGCUACCUCAGCAAGAACUGCCAGCAGGACUGCUGGCAACGCUACACCGUGCGGUUCUGCAACUGCUCUCCCGAUUUCCUGUUUGUGUCCAAAGAUCAUGCCGAAUAUCCACCAUGCAAGGUUGAAGGACUGCUUUGCCUGAGUUUAUAUAAUGAUUUAUUCAACUACGAGGUUCCAGAGACAACACAGAAACAUUUCUACAACCACAUUCAACAGGGAAUGAGCUGUAAUUGCUUUGCCGAUUGUGUUUCCCAGCAAUACCUCACCGAAGUUACUACUUCACAAAAUGUAAAUUCAUCCAAUGAAAUACAGUUAGACGUACACUUUCGCUCCAGAACAUGCAUCCUCUACAGGUCAGACGUAUUAUUCGGCUGGCUUGAUCUGAUAGUGAGCAUUGGAGGAAUCGCUGGAUUGUUUUUUGGUGGAUCAGUACUGAGUGGUGUAGAAAUCCUUUAUUUUUCUACGAUCAGAUUAUUUCAUAUCUACAACGAAUGGAAGCUGAACAGAGAUUUGAAGGAGCCUGAGACGAAAAUACCUCCAAAAAAGUUGGAACAGUUGCCUCCAGUAUGCUUUGUUGUCAUGAAAAACUACCAGCAAAAGUUGGCUCGUGCGGGAUACGAUUAGCUACAUCUCAUGAAAUAUCAUAAUAAUAUACAUUUAAUAGUCAUACAUAAUAGAAUUAAUCUGGUAUGUUGUAUUAUAAGAACACCGUACACUAUAAGCACAAUACCUUAUUGAAUAUAAUAAGCCUGCAUAUGCUUAAUAUUUGCCAGUAUGUAUGUGACCAUAGACAAACAUGCUAUCUUUUCUCUAUGAUAUGUGACGUAGUUCCCUAAA
This is a messenger RNA of Nilaparvata lugens (brown planthopper), 2127 nucleotides long. Its product is annotated as sodium channel protein Nach-like. Gene Ontology annotation, biological process: sodium ion transmembrane transport. Lineage: Eukaryota; Metazoa; Arthropoda; Insecta; Hemiptera; Delphacidae. The record is from RefSeq and is a predicted model, not a curated record. Gene Ontology annotation, molecular function: ligand-gated sodium channel activity. The transcript is spliced from 10 exons. Bases 70 to 1914 code for a protein of 614 amino acids. Gene Ontology annotation, cellular component: membrane.